Messenger RNA from Glycine soja, 2319 nucleotides. RefSeq names its product cationic amino acid transporter 6, chloroplastic-like. The coding region runs from base 96 to 1817 and encodes 573 amino acids. Gene Ontology annotation, cellular component: plasma membrane. Gene Ontology annotation, biological process: transmembrane transport; amino acid transport. Gene Ontology annotation, molecular function: amino acid transmembrane transporter activity. The transcript is spliced from 5 exons. NCBI's taxonomy places the organism in Eukaryota, Viridiplantae, Streptophyta, Magnoliopsida, Fabales, Fabaceae. The record is from RefSeq and is a predicted model, not a curated record.
CCCUCUCCCAACUUCUUAUUUAAAACCUUCAAUCCACUCCUUAUUGAAGCCAAGCCAAAAGAAGCUCAUCAGUGCUUACACAGACAUUAAUAAUAAUGUCUAACAUCCACACUGCAACAAGCAGCAUGAAAAGGUUGUCAAGUUAUUUGCAUUCCCUAUCCCAAACCCCUCACAGGCUCAGAAAGAGAAUGCUAGCCACUUGGACCCCAGAACAGGAAUUCAACCAAGUGAGGCACAGAUCUGGUGCUGACAUGAAGAGGAAGCUCAAGUGGCAUGAUCUUGUGGCUCUUGGUGUUGGAGGAAUGCUUGGUGUUGGAGUCUUUGUCACUACUGGCUCUGUUGCCCUUCACCACUCUGGUCCUUCAGUCUUCAUUUCCUACAUCAUAGCAGGAAUUUCAGCCCUUCUCUCCUCUUUGUGUUACACUGAAUUUGCUGUUCAAGUACCAGUUGCUGGAGGAGCUUUCAGUUAUUUAAGAUUAACUUUUGGGGAAUUCUUGGGAUAUUUUGCUGGGGCAAAUAUACUAAUGGAGUAUGUGUUCUCAAACGCUGCCGUGGCAAGGAGCUUCACAGAAUAUUUGAGCAUUGCAUUUGGAGAAAAUGAUCCAAAUGUGUGGAGAGUGGAAGUCCCUGGCUUGCCAAAGGAUUAUAACAUGCUGGAUUUUCCAGCAGUGGCUCUCAUUCUUAUUCUCACUCUCUUCUUGUGUCAUAGUACAAAGGAAAGCUCCAUGUUGAACCUCAUUAUGACAGCCUUUCAUAUUAUUUUCUUUGGAUUCAUCAUAAUCGCUGGUUAUUGCAAUGGAAGUGCCAAAAACUUGGUUUCUCCAAAAGGACUAGCUCCUUUUGGUGCUAGAGGUGUUCUUGAUGGAGCAGCAAUAGUCUACUUCAGUUAUAUAGGCUAUGACUCAGCUUCAACCAUGGCUGAGGAGGUUACAGACCCUUUUAAGAGCCUACCCAUUGGAAUUGUGGGUUCAGUUCUUAUAACCACUUUGCUUUAUUGCCUAAUGGCUCUGUCUUUGUGCAUGAUGGUUCCUUACAACAAGAUAUCAGAGAAAGCAUCAUUUUCAAUAGCUUUUCUGAAAAUUGGUUGGAAUUGGGCAAGCAACCUUGUUGGGGCAGGUGCAAGUUUGGGAAUAGUGGCUUCUCUCUUGGUUGCCAUGUUAGGCCAAGCAAGAUACCUUUGUGUUAUAGGAAGGGCACGGCUUGUGCCAUCUUGGUUAGCCAAAGUGCAUCCUUCAACCGGCACACCAUUGAAUGCCACGGUCUUUUUGGGACUUUGCACAGCAACAAUUACACUAUUCACCGAGCUUGACAUUAUAAUUGAGUUGAUUAGCAUCGGCACACUGUUGGUGUUCUACAUGGUAGCCAACGCUCUUAUAUACCGUCGAUAUGUAAUCACUAGCCAUGCCCCACCUACGCACACUCUCGUUUUCCUCUUUCUCCUUUCCCUAAGUGCACUAUGCUUCUCCCUUGCGUGGAAGUUCAAGCAGCAAUGGUGGGUUCUCCUACUUUUUGGCGGGUUUAUGAUCGCCAUCACUGCCUUCUUUCAACACGUGGUACUUACUACGACUACUACUAUUCAUUGGUCCGUGCCAUUCAUGCCAUGGCCACCCGCCAUGUCCAUCUUCCUUAACGUUUUCCUCAUGACAACCCUCAAAAUCCUCUCUUUCCAACGAUUUGCCAUAUGGGCAUGUCUCAUUACAAUCUUCUACGUGCUCUAUGGCGUCCACAACACUUAUGAGGCUGAGGAGACUGAGAAUGAAGUGGAUUCAAGUGUAAACAACUUGCAUACCAAGGUAGAAAUUAUUCAAGUGCACUAAUUGAAGCAAUCAAAUUCAAUUGGGCCAAAAAUAAGAAAAUAAUAUUAUGUAGCUAAGUACAUUUAAUUUAAUUUAAUUUGUGGGAAAGAGACAGAUGGGGAUAUUCUAAAGGAAUGUUGCAAUAUAUUGGUGAUGAACUCUUCAAGCAACAAUGAUUCUUUUUAGUAGUAGUGGGAAACAUUGAAUUGAGUUCAAGUCCAAUCUGGCCGGGCGCAAUCUGCAGUCUUUUGAAUAGUACUACUACUGAAGAAAUCACUUGUUGAAUUGUAUCGAUGUUAUGUCAUUUCGGUAGCACGUCAAAAGUGAAAUGUGGUGGGUCAAAAUCAUGAGGUUGAAUUAGUUUAGCAAUCUCUUCAGUAUCUUUGGAAAAGAUGGGUUGAAUUAAGGACCAAGCUAUAUAUAUGCCAACCUAUAAAAUUCCUUACAUGGGGCAUAAAAGUGUAUAUAUAUCAGCCUUGUAUUCCUCUUAUUAAUUAUUAGUACUAGUAUUAUUGUUGUUGUA